UUAUUUUUUUUCAGUACAUACAUAUGGACAUACAUAAUACUAUUUGUCAGUACAUCCUAAUAUUAUCUAAUUGUUUAAUGGAGUUGGUUUUAGUUCGGGUUAUUUAAAACCAUGCUAGAUGCUGAAUCAUGUUUGUGAAGAACAAGAAACAACGUAAGACACGAGGAUUUUUAUUAAUAUCUCAUACAAAAGUUUCUCUGAGACAUUUUGUUUGAUAAGCUGGACUAGACGCUAAACAUUAAUUAUUCAGUUAAAGAUUUAACAAUUCAAAGCUAAUGAUGAGUCAUUCAAAUUGAAGAUUCAAUCUAUGUAUAAAUUCAAUCCCACCUCUAUUUCAAUAUUUGGCUUGGCAUCCAUCCAGAGAAUAUAUGAUUUACGCCCUAAGAGUAUUUAGAAACUAAAACUUACUAAGUUGUGUGGUUUUGACCUAAACAAAAGUGGGCAUGAAAUAGAUGAUUUUAGUAGCAUGAUAUCAUAUUUUUCUAUGACCAAAUUAUUAAAUUCGUUGCAUCCAAAUUAUUAUUUUAAGGUAUAUAUAUCAUGAUCGCUAAAGUGAAUCUUUCAUUCAUCAUGCAUUGUAACAUAGCACUUUAAUUUAUUAUUCAUUUUUUACACACCUGGUGCACAUAUUACAUAUCUAUGGAGCAUACAAGUAUACAACUCAACACUAUAGAUUCUGUAUUUUUGGAAUUAUUUUUUCGCUUAAAUUAACGUUUAUUUGUGUAGUCUCAUCUUUAUUUUAAUGAGCCUGUCUAUCAAUUUAUCUAGCUAUUCGUUAUACGAUACAAGUCAUACCAGGUGGACUGCAAGGGUGGGCCUGAGGCUGAGAAAUCUUAAAUUGCGUAUUAAAUUCUGUGCGGGCGUCCGUUUGGAUAAAACCCAGCGGUCGCAUUGGAAUCCUAAGUCCUGACAAUCAGACCCCUCACGUGCUCGAUCCAACGCUCAAUUAUAUAAAACACGUCCCAACGGUAAAGUUCGAAGUCGACAAACCCGAUGGAGCCACGUGGUGGUUCCUUUCUUUUCGCUGCGCGGGAAAAGCACGGGCAACCGAAUUCGCUUCAAAUUCAAAAAAAUUCAAACGAGCCUUCAACGCUCUCUCACUCUCGCGCCUCGCCACCCCUUCUCUUUUUACCAAACAACAAAGAACUCCCAUGGAUGUCACAGAAAUCGGACGAGGAUUUCUUCUCCCCCUUCGUCUGAUGAAGGAUUUCGUUUAAUUCCAAUCGGUUUGCUUUUCUUUGGUUCUUUUCCUUAAAUUCCAUGGAGAUGGAGUUAGAUUUCAAGAGCAUGAAGAGGAAAGAGCUCCAGGCGCUGUGCAAGAAGCAUGGGUUGCCGGCAAAUUCCACCAAUUUGAACAUGGCUGAGAGCCUCGCUUCCCUUCUCCAGAAGAAGGAACAUAAAUGUGAGGAGAUGAAGCCCAAGGGCUGCCUGAAGGGCUCAGGUGGAAGCAGCGGGGAGGAUGUUGGAAGAGCGCGGGGGGUUUCAAAGAAAGUCAGCUUCUCUUUAGAGGAAGAUAAGCUUGAAUUCGAUGAGUUACAGAGGAAAUCAGAUGGGAAAUACUCUCCAAAGAAGAGGAAGUUCAGUUGUCGGAGGUCUGAUAUUGCUUUCAGGCCAGUAAAGGCCCUUGAGGAAGAUGAAGCGGUUGAAGUUCCAGCAAGAAAUACACGGUCUCGAUCGCUUGCAGUUAUGGUAAUGUGGUCCCCUGGUGUGGAAAAGAAGAAAGGGAGAAAGCGCAUGGAAGCUGUUUGCCAGAAUGACGAGCCACCUCAAGUAGUGAAGUUGCUGAGUCCAGAUAAAAGGAAUGAAAGGAAGGCAGAGACGGAACUGUCUCGUGAUGUGCCAACAACCAGAACCUUGAGGAACAGGGUGGUUGUGGUCAAAGGAGAUGAAGGGUUAGUGCGAGAUUCAAAACCUAGGAGAGCCCAGACAAAGAGAACUGCCAAAGACAAAAAUCAAGCUUCAAUAGCUCCUUUGUUUCAAGAAGCCACCAUAGCUAAGGAAGUGGAGAAUGAUGAAGUUUUCAGAGGGAAAUCUUGUCCUAAACAUUCGCGCGGUGCAGUCUCUGCGGAAGAAAUUUAUGCUUAUAAUGGAAGUGAGAUGGUUCCUUCUUGUGAGGAUCCUCCUUUGAGGAGAUCAAAACGCAUUAGAGCGCUCGAUCAUAAUUUAGAGGAAGGUAAAUCCAAAGGUGAUGCAGUUGCUAAAACGAUCAGGCCAAAGAACAUGAGAAAUGAAUCUUUGCAAGUUUCAGUUACAGUUGUGAAUAAAGCUGAAAAGCAAGUUGCAGAGGAAACAGAGAUGGCCCCUCUGAUCGGAGAAGCUUUAAAGAGAUCAAGGCAUAAUGUUUCAAGGGGUAAUGAGGAGUCAGGACUUGGAACCUCCUUGCCGGCAUGUAGGGAACUGAAAGAUGAAUGUGUUGCAGUAGCUGGGAAGAUUUCGAGUAAGAAAAGAAGAAAGAAUGCUCCUAAUGGAAGAGAUCUUGCAUCCUCUGUACCUGAUAGGAGCAUGUCAAAUGAAACUGCAGCUAAAAGAGUCAAUAGAGGAAAUCUCUGCGAGCAUAAAGAACCUCCCAGGAGAUCAACACGUAGUUCUUCGGUGCACAGAAUCCUGGAUCAUGAGACUAAUGAUGUUGGAAUAGUCCAGAAAAAUGAACCAGUGAAGCAAGAAAGGCACAUACGAACAAGAAGGGGAAUGAUGAAAAGUGCUGCUCCUAGCAAUGAAAUUGAAACUUCACUUCAAGCACCAGAAUCUCAAGAGGAAUCCCAAAUGGGGUCACAACCUGAAGAAGGUCUAAGGCAUUUAAGAUGCAAUGCUUCAGAAUUCAGCAUGCCUGAUCAUGAGAUUUCCCUUCCUGUUGGCAGGAAUCUGUUAGAUAAUGAAACCAAUGGAAUGAAUAAGUUGCAGAAGCAGAACAAACCUGAACUUGAGAUUUCCCUACUUGAAGGUGAGAAAUCAGUGGAUGAUGAAAUAAAUAGAGGGAAGAAUUUGCAGAAGCAGCAAAGAGGUCAGAUUCUGGGAAAACCAGGUUCAGAAGCUUCUGUUCCUGAUUGCAAAACUGGGGUUCACGCUGCAUGUUCGGACACUGUUCCUGUAACAUUAGCUGAUGAGAAACAGAAGCAUGAGAAGCAUGCUGAAAUUCAAACAGUUGGACUUCAGGUCAUGGAGGCAAAAUUUAGUGGAUAUACUGUGAUGGAGGAUUGCAGCAGCAGUUUUCGUGGGGCAACUAACCGUGAAGAUAACAAUGGAGGCAAUGAAGUAGCAAAGAUUACUGAUGAACUUUUGUCUUGCAAUCAUCCUGAAGUGCUUUCAGCAGCCAUUGUCGAAGGAGAUUCUUCAGUGAUUGAUCUUAAUCUUAAAACACCUGGUAUGCCAGUUGAAGUUCAUGAUGUUAGCAAAAUGGCUUCUCAAGUUGAUAAUUUCUUGCUGGUUGAUACUAGCGACAACCAGGAAAGGACCAUUCAGCUUUCAACUGUUGUUGCUGGUAGUGAUUCGGAAGAUAUGUUGAACCAGCAAAAAAUCUGCAGAAAUGAGAUGGUAAAUUGUAGGGCAGCUGAAGAUACCACUCUAAAUGCUCAAUCAACACCCGAUGAAUCUGAUGAUGUGAAACAAUGUUGUGAAACUGUUGCUAAGCCUAAUGAUCCCCACAUAUGUGAAACUGCUGUUGAUGAAGGUAAAGAUAAUUCUACAAAUUUCAGUUUAUUCAUUAAUUCGGGAAAAGUUGGUUUUCAAUCUGGGGAGAGUAAUUUUCAGGAAAACUUUAAAGAUGAAAUUAGACAAUCUUUUCCCAACGAGAGUAUUCCUCUUAAUGUAUGCUCUGAUGAAGUUAGGAUAUCAUACGGGGAAUUUCCAAAGGGUGAUUCCGAUGGUAUGCAAUCUGGCUCUUCUAGCAAUGUUAUGGACUCUGACUCUGUAGAGCAGAUAGCUAAAUAUAAAGAGUUAUCCCUCUCCAAGCUUGUUGAAGUGUCAUGCGGAAUAAAAGAAAAACUUCAGGAGGUGAAAGAAAAGUCCAAAACAUCUUUUGAUGGCCAUCUACUUGCAAAAAAUGAAGAACAAGUCGCUAUUCAGGUCGAUUCUAUUAUAUCUGAGGAACAAGAAGAAGCCUUGGAGAUUGGUUUGGAUAAAGAACUUUCUUGCUCCAAGGUUAUGGAAAUUCGAAGUGAAAUCUCAGAUUUACUUUCACAAAGAUCUGGGCAUUCAAAUGUUGAAGCUGUGGUGCAGGUGGAAAGUGUGAGAGAUUCUGCUUCACAGGGGAACUUAAAUGCAGACAACAACGAUGCCAUUCUGUCAUUGGAUGAUGGCGGCAUAUAUAGAAAGCAAGACAAAGUUUUAGAUAUUCUUCAAGCUACAGAUUUGAAAUCUCCUGCUUCUACUACUGUGGCUGAUAACAAUGAAAAUCCUGUUGAUGUGUUUCACUGUGAGAAUAGCAACAAAAGAAAUGAAGCAAGAGGCUUUGGUGGAGUUAUACUGCCCUCCACUUGUCCAGAAGAUCCUUCAAUAGUCGCUGCCACUGAAUCUUCUUCCUGGAUUCACAAUGAAGAACCUGAAGCUGCUAAGCAGGAGCAUGUCUAUGAUGCUAUUGAAGCAGGUUCUCAUAUUGAUGGUCACUCACCAAUUUGUGGUUUUGAUAGUAAUGGGAAAGACUUAUCGAACCUGCAGACAGACUCUAGAAUCAAGAUGGGGUCUGGCGGAGUGGCUAGGAAUGCCAUGCUGAAUGGCCUAUCUUAUAGUAGGCGUUGUGAUGGUAUAAGCGGCAGAAAAAUUUAUCUUUUAGAUGGUAAUUCGCCCUUGUUUAAGGAUUGUUUUCAGGAGACUGAAACUGGAGAACAUUUACCAGACAAUCUAAAGGAUUUCAAAAAUAGAGGGGGAACUUGUGGGGCUGUUUCUUCAGACAUUUGUAGUCACAAGUCGGCACCUGGAGAAUGUGAGGUUUUAGACAAAUUCAAAGAAGAUUUAAUGGAGGAUAAUCAGUCACAAUUGUGGAAUUCUUUUUCGUGCAAAGUUCUUCCUGAGCAGAGUAAUUUAGAGUUAUGUAAAGUUGAACUUCAAGAAACAAAUGAAACUGUUGUAUGUGGGCAUGCCAGUGAUGAUAAAGGGGUUGCUUCUAAUGAAAGUGUGUUUGUUCAGACCAUCUUGGAGGAGAGAGAUGUUGUUGAUGCUGGUGAGACUGUGGACAUGAGCAAUAACCAGACAAGAACAUUGCAUGUACAUCAGGUGUCCACUGAUUCUUUAACAAAAAUUAUUAACAUUGAUUCUGGAAGAAGUGGUGGUUUGAGGGACGAGCAUGCAGUUCAGAAAGCCAGAUUGGAUAUAUUAGAUGGCAUAGUGGGCGAUGAGGGUGAACUUAAAGAAUCUGUAGGGAAUAAAGAGAACACUGCACCUUCCAAUAAAUUUGAUGGAGAAGUGGUUCAUAAACCAGAGUCAGCUUCAUGCAAAGAAAUGAUACUCUCUCCAGAACACCUGGGAUCAGUGGAAGCUUUGUGCACUGAGGAAGGGCCCUUUUCUUACAAGCAAAAUGUUGAGAGAAUUGAUCAAAAGGAGGCAUCUAAAAUUUUGGUGAGAAAGUUUGACUGGAGGGUUCUCGAAGGCAAUGAAGCCUUCAAGGAUGAGGAUGUAGAAGAGAAACUGGAUGCAAAAUUAAAUUGCAUUAACUGCAACGAAGUUGAUGACAUUUUCUCUGCUGAAAAUGUUCACAACAGUGGGGCAGGAGGAACUUUGAUUUCCAUAACUCCACCAAUUCUUGAAUAUACAUUGGAAAAGUCAGAGCAUGGUCUACAUAACAGUGGCAAGUUGCCUAUCACAAAGAGGGCUUAUGAAGUUCUUAGUGCAUUGAAAAGUGAAGUUGAUGAAGCUUCAUUCAUCAUGAGACUUUUAAUUGGCUCAAAAGACCUAAUCACUCAGGAUGACAAAGAAAUUUCACCCAAUGAUGCUCUGGAUCAAGUUGGCUUCACUGAAAUUGUUUGCAAGAAUGGUGCUUUAGACGAAGCAAAACCAUAUCGUAUCAACUCUGGUGAAAGUCUUUGUUACAAUUCAAAGAAUGAUAAGGCAGCUUUAAAUGGUCAGUUUGCCUUAAAGGAUCAUGAUGAUGAUAAUGGGAGCAAGUAUUUGAAAACCCUGGGACUUAAGUUGGACUAUGGGUGUUCUGAAGAUGCUGACAUAAGUGGGAAUAGAGAUCAGACGGGUACAUCAACAAGUCAUUUAAGUUGCAAAUUAUGCAAACAAGAUAAAGAGAAGGUGAAAGCAACUUCUUCAGAAGGGAAAUUUAGCAGCUCGAAUACGGCUCCAUUUGUUGGCGUAUCGAGUGAAUCCAAAUCUAAAGAUAUUUGGGAUGCACCAGGUGCAAAGUUAAUAUUUUUAAAGGACCUAUUUCGGAUGGAAAGUGAAGUGUCAUUUGUCAUGAAUGACAAUGCUUGGGCUGCUUUUUGUGGGAGUCAAUCUGAUGAAGAAAAUUUUGAGCAUGAAAGUAAAAAUUCCAUGGACAUAAUGGCAGCUGAUGAAAAUAAAGCAUCAGGGAAGAGAGAAGAGAUAGAGGCUAUGCCACUCUUGUCAGAUGUUCUGGUCCAAAAAGAAUUUGGAGGGCAAGCAGAUACUGUGGAAAAUAAUGGGGGUCUGCAUGCAAGCUCAGAGGCCCUUGGCUGUGAAAAUUCUUACGUGGUAGGAACCGUAUCGGGUAAUGCUUAUUCUGAGCCUGUUGAUAGAUUGGGGUGUCAAGUUUCUAUGCAACUAGAUGAACAAAAAAAAUCAUGUCAAGAGGAUGAUAUUAUUGACAAAUAUGAAGGUGCGAAACCAGACGACUUUUGCCAUGCUGUAUUAACUGAAGGCAAUUUUUCAGAAAAUUAUGCUACCGAUGGGCAUGAGGACCAAGAGAGGGUAGAAACCUUGAAUCAUGUGUCUCCAUUGAUUGGUGGAACUGGGGUUGAUGAAAAGGCAUCCAUUUUAGAUUGUAUUGAACUUACUAGUGCAACAAGAGAAACAAAAGUUCAAGAUGGAUCAUUGCCUAUGGUACAAGGAGCGUCCGUGCUGGAGAGUUGCACAGAGAGUUUCCGAAUGAAAGCUUGUGGUCCUUUUAUUUCUGCAGAAUCUGAAGAGUGGGAGAAUACAUUUGCCGAUGAAGUUGCUGGAAAGACAUCUAUUAUUGAGGCAGCAGAAAUUGUCUCAGUGGAGGAAUCAAAGUCCAAGGAAAUCUUGAGUUUAGCUGAAGGUGUAUCAGUUUUGCCGGAUGAGACUGCCAAAUUGAAUUUGACUGAUUUUGAAAUUGUUAAUUCCUGUGAUACAGAAGUGGCAAAACAGUUCAAACAUGAAGAAAAUUCUGAGGAUUUUGGAAUGUCUAUGGUAGAAACUGUAGAUUUGGUUGGUUUGUCUCAGCAGGAUUGCAAAAUUAACUCUCAAGGACCAGUGGGAUUUACAGGUGGAACUCCUGCUGACUGUUCUCCUGUAGAAUAUGGAAUUGGGCAUAAGAGUGAUGCCUUGGAGUCUGAAGAAUCAAGUCGAUAUAGCGGUCUGGACCAGAUGGAGGAAAUUAGCUGGAAGUUGUUAAACUCCAGGAUUUCCAGUGCAAACAAGGCCAGUAAAACAGGUCUUUACAACACUACACCAAUAAAGUUGGUUGAGAACUCGAGAUGCCACUCUAUGAUGGAUGGUUCAAAAGGUAAGGAGAACACAACAGUUAUCAAGAUGGACCACUCUUAUAAACAUAAUCUGGAUAAAUCGGCAAUUACCAGAUCUUCCAGACGACCUCUACAGAGUUUGCAGAAAUAAUAAGAACGUUGAAUGAUCAAUGAAUAUAUAUAUAUACACGUAUAGUUAGUUUGUGUUUUCAACUUUUGGUUGAAGGAUUGUACAAGGUGAGAAAAUAGCAGUGUGGUGUCCUAAUCUACUUUGAAAAACUUAUAGGGUCUUGUGAAUUUGAGAUUUGUUAAGAGUUUCUUUGGGGACCAGCGUAUUUGGGAUUUUUAUUAAGAGUUUCAAGUAUUUCUUCAGGUCAAUUAUUGCUCUGUCCUUGGUGCAACCAUGUAUGAACUUGCCACUAUGCUUGGAAUGCUAAAUUAAAAGUUGAUUUAUCUGUAAAUUUUGAAUUGAGUGGAAGAGUUUCCAGGAUCUUCGAAACAUAGUUUUGUAUCAGCUGUGUGCAUGAAGAAAUACCAUUUUACAAAAGAACUUCAGCGGUACAUGUUAGCUGGUUGAUUAGCAUGUUGCUUUUAGCUUAAAUUCUCUUGUAAUUUUCAUUUCUAUGCUUUAAAUCUGUCUUCAAAGAACGUUUUGGGUUGUACAAGUUCCAAAUCAUUUCAAAGUUUUAUGCUCCUGAAAGCCUGUCCCCAUAUUCUUAUGUUUUGUGUUUUGAAUGGCAACCUAGUUGUUAAGAUCAGUCAUUAGCAUCAGGAAAAACUCCAAAAUGAUGCUU
This is a messenger RNA of Phoenix dactylifera (date palm), 8395 nucleotides long. RefSeq lists its product as uncharacterized. NCBI's taxonomy places the organism in Eukaryota, Viridiplantae, Streptophyta, Magnoliopsida, Arecales, Arecaceae. The record is from RefSeq and is a predicted model, not a curated record.